GCCGGGUUGCUCAGCUGAGUGAUCCCAAGACUUUUCAGCCGGCGAGCAUCUCCAGGGCUAAAUCGAAGAAGAGCAAAGACCUUCCAAACUCAGUUGGAAACAUCUCUAAGUAUUUGUUACAGUGUAUAAGGAGCUAAAGGGAAAGUGGCCCCGACGACGCUAAUUGAACAAUUGAGGCAGGUUUAUCUGUGUCAUCAAAUUCUAUCCAGAAGUUGAAGAAUAUUUCUAUAAAUUUAAGGAUUGUGGACAUUUAAUAAGAAAAUGACCUUUCAAUUUAAUUUUACUAUAGAAGACCAUCUGGAAAAUGAAUUAACACCCCUUGGAGAUGGAGCUUUGAUGCUGCAUUCCUCAAAGGAGCUGUCGGUCUUAGAAAGUCAAAAAGGAGAACAGAGGGACAGAAAAUGUUCUAUAGAACAAUUUGACUUGCCUCAGGAUCACUCGUGGGAACAUAAGUCAGUGGAAAAUGCAGCUUCUUCUCAAGACACAGACAGUCCACUCAGUGCAACUAUCAGUUCAAGUCACUUAGACGCACAUGAAGAACAGCCCUGCUUGAGAAUUGCCAAAGAGCAUGCUGUGCCUAAAGAUUUAAAGAAAGUGUUAGAAAAUAAGGUCAUAGAAACAUUACCAGGUCUCCAGCAUGUUAACUUACUAGCAGUUAAAACCAUCUUGUUGAAAGACAACUUCCCUGGAGAAAAUAUAGUUUCAAAAAGCUUUUCUUCUCACACUGAUCUGAUUACAGGUGUUUAUGAAGGAGGCUUAAAAAUCUGGGAAUGUACCUUUGACCUCCUAGCUUAUUUCACAAAGGCCAAAGUGAAAUUUGCUGGGAAAAAAGUGUUGGAUCUUGGCUGUGGAUCAGGGUUGCUGGGGAUAAUUGCAUUGAAGGGAGGGGCCGAUGAAAUUCAUUUCCAAGAUUAUAAUAGUAUGGUGAUUGAUGAAGUAACUUUACCUAAUGUAGUAGCUAACUCCACAUUGGAAGACGAAGAAAAUGAUGUAAACGAACCAGAUGUGAAAAGAUGCAGGGAAUCAAAGGGAGUACAAGAACUAUAUAAAUGCCAGUUCUUUUCUGGGGAGUGGUCUGAGUUUUGUAAGCUUGUACUAAGCAGUGAAAAACCCUUUGUAAAAUAUGAUCUCAUUCUCACCUCAGAAACCAUUUACAAUCCGGAUUAUUACAAUACUUUGCACCAAACAUUCCUUAGACUAUUAGGUAAAAAUGGACGAGUACUUUUGGCCAGCAAAGCACAUUAUUUUGGUGUAGGUGGAGGUGUUCAUCUCUUUCAGAAGUUUGUAGAGGAAAGGGGUGUAUUCGAGACUAGAACACUCCAAAUAAUUGAUGAAGGAUUAAAGAGAUUCAUAAUUGAAUUGACUUUUAAGUGCCCUAGUUAAUGUUCAUUGAGUGUCCUAAGUGAAAUAAACACAAUGACCAAAAA
Molecule: messenger RNA, 1427 nt
Organism: Propithecus coquereli (Coquerel's sifaka)
Lineage: Eukaryota; Metazoa; Chordata; Mammalia; Primates; Indriidae
Gene: METTL18
Product: methyltransferase like 18
Exons: 2
Coding region: 262-1383 (373 amino acids)
Biological process (GO): peptidyl-histidine methylation, to form tele-methylhistidine
Molecular function (GO): protein-L-histidine N-tele-methyltransferase activity
Source: RefSeq, a predicted model, not a curated record